AUGGCGAAGGGUAAAGGUAAGAACAAGAGCCGUGGGGACGAAACCUCGAGGGGCAGUCACAAGGGCUCGAACGGUCACAGCAGUCGAUUGAACCAUAAGCGCAUGGAGUUGAGGCAGCACGACGGUGUGAAAGGUACCAAAUUCCCAGUAAAGAUGGCCAUGUGGGAUUUUGAUCAUUGCGAUCCUAAGAGGUGUAGUGGGAAGAAAUUGGAGCGGCUUGGAUUGAUCACCUCUUUGAAAGUCGGACAGAAGUUUCAAGGUAUCGUAGUAUCGCCGAACGGACAAGGUGUUGUUUGCCCUGAUGACAGAGCGAUUGUAGAAGAAUUUGGGGCCUCUGUGGUAGAGUGUUCUUGGGCGAGACUAGAUGAGGUUCCCUUUAACCGUAUCGGUGGGAAGCACGAGAGACUGCUACCGUAUCUGGUUGCUGCUAACCAAGUCAAUUAUGGUAGACCUUGGAGGCUUAACUGUGUUGAAGCCCUGGCCGCGUGUUUUGCCAUUGUUGGAAGAAUGGAUCUGGCUUCUGACCUUUUAUCCAACUUCUCCUGGGGGCUAGGGUUUUUGGAACUAAACAAAGAGCUUUUGGAAGUUUAUCAGAAGUGCACAGAUCACGAAUCUGUUAAGAAGGCUGAAGAGGAUUGGUUAAACAAGAUUGAGGAGGAGGCACAACAGCGUAAAAAUGAGGCAAGAGACGGCGAUAUAUGGAUGAUGGGAAAUGUCAACAGAAACAUGAACAAAAUGACAUUGAGCGAUGAGGAGUCCGACGAAGAAGAGACAGAGGCUAGCUCCAUUAGAUACGAUAACCUGGGGAACGCAAUUAUAGACGAGAGUGACGAAGAAGAGCCAGAAAUUAGUUCCAUUAGAUACGAUAACUUGGGGAACGUAAUAGUAGAUGAGAGUGAUGAAGAAGCGUCUUCGUCUACAUAA
This is a messenger RNA of Huiozyma naganishii CBS 8797, 924 nucleotides long. It is a transcript of the gene TSR3, whose product is annotated as ribosome biogenesis protein TSR3. Gene Ontology annotation, biological process: maturation of SSU-rRNA. The record is from RefSeq and is a predicted model, not a curated record. The coding region runs from base 1 to 924 and encodes 307 amino acids. The transcript has a single exon. NCBI's taxonomy places the organism in Eukaryota, Fungi, Ascomycota, Saccharomycetes, Saccharomycetales, Saccharomycetaceae. Gene Ontology annotation, molecular function: rRNA small subunit aminocarboxypropyltransferase activity.